AUGAAAAAUAUAAUAUAUAAAUAUUCAUUUGUUGUUACAACAAUGUUAAAUACUUUAAAGAUUGCCAUUGAAGGAUGCUGUCAUGGAGAAUUGAAUACUAUAUACAAUUCAAUACCAGAUAUUAAAAGUUUAGACCUACUUUUAAUAUGUGGUGAUUUCCAGUCUCUACGCAAUAAAUGUGAUUUACAAAGUUUGAAUGUCCCUUUCAAAUAUCAACGAAUGGCAGAUUUCCAUGAAUAUUACAGUGGUAAACGUAAAGCCCCAGUAUUAACUAUUUUCAUUGGUGGUAACCAUGAAUGUUCAUCAUAUUUGCAAGAAUUGAAAUAUGGAGGAUGGGUAGCACCAAAUAUUUAUUAUUUAGGUGAAUUUGGAAGUAUAUGGUAUAAAGGUUUACAAAUAACUGGAUGGAGUGGAAUAUUUAAUUAUCACACUUUUAUUGCUAACCAUAUAGAUAUGGAAAAAUUGCCAUUUGAUUCUACAACAAUAAGAAGUGUUUAUCAUCAAAAAUUAUCGAAUUUCUUGAAAAUGUAUAUGAUGAACCAUGAUAUGGAUAUUGUUUUGAGUCAUGAUUGGCCUGUUGGGAUAGAAAAGUAUGGAAAUUUGAAAAGACUACUAAAAUUAAAACCAUUUUUCAAAGAUGAUAUUCAACGAGGACAAUUGGGUAGUCCACUAAAUAAAUUUUUGAUCCAUUAUUUAAGACCUAGGUAUUGGUUUUCAGGUCACUUGCAUGUUAAAUUCGAAGCAAGAAUUGUUGAUUCGGUAGGAGGUAAUGAUGAAAAGAUAUCAGACCCUACUGCAAAUUCAAUUACCGAGUCGAAUAAAGAAGAAAUAUCUCUAGAUAUGGAUGACGAGGAGGAGGAGGAAAAGGAUGACGAUAAUGGAGUUGGAUUUGAGGAGAAAUUCUAUUUUAAACAGCAUCUAAAUUCAACAAAAAGACCAAGAAACGAUUUGACUCCUCAAAGGGAUGUGUGUGAACAUGCAACUGAAUUUUUAGCUUUAGAUAAGUGUGGUAAGCGUCGACAGUUUCUAGAAAUCAAAACUGUUGAAGUCAAUAAUACCUCACAUCCAUCAUUUAUAAAUCCUGGGAAACUAUAUUAUAGUAAGCGAUCAAUUGCCAUAAAUAAAGUUGUUGAAAAGUAUUUGAAUGACAAUAGGCAAGAUUUUACCGACUUGAAUACUAAACAAAUAUUAAACAAUCCUCAACUAUUCCCAUUAGUCAAUGAAUUAAUGCCUAUUAUUGAAAAUGAAUUCAAAUCAAUGCAGAAGAAUAUAACAGAUGAAGAUUUUUUCAUGGUGCCAGAGAAUUUUCAAAUUGUUGCCCCCACAAACGACGAAUGCAUUGAAUCAAAGCUAAAGUAUUAUCCGAAUAAUCAAACACUCGAGUACUGUGAAAAGUUUGGUAUUCCGAAACCAGUUUUAUGUGAAAAGUCAGACCAGUAG
Molecule: messenger RNA, 1440 nt
Organism: Candida dubliniensis CD36
Lineage: Eukaryota; Fungi; Ascomycota; Pichiomycetes; Serinales; Debaryomycetaceae
Gene: DBR1
Product: RNA lariat debranching enzyme
Exons: 1
Coding region: 1-1440 (479 amino acids)
Biological process (GO): mRNA splicing, via spliceosome
Cellular component (GO): nucleus
Molecular function (GO): RNA lariat debranching enzyme activity
Source: RefSeq, a predicted model, not a curated record